Messenger RNA from Fusarium vanettenii 77-13-4, 2355 nucleotides. RefSeq lists its product as uncharacterized. NCBI's taxonomy places the organism in Eukaryota, Fungi, Ascomycota, Sordariomycetes, Hypocreales, Nectriaceae. The transcript has a single exon. The record is from RefSeq and is a predicted model, not a curated record. The coding region runs from base 1 to 2355 and encodes 784 amino acids.
AUGCGCCCCAAAGGAGACCGACACGAGGGUGAACCGGAGGAGGAGCAGUUCCCUGCUGUACAAGCCAGAAAACCGGAAAAUCUUGUCACGGAACCCUUUAUGCAGCAAGUCGAUAACCAGCUGAAGCGAACACUUGCUAGGCUCGAGGGGACGAAGAAGGGCACCCUAUCCAAGUUGGGUCGACAGGUCGAGGGUAUUGUUCGUGACGCGACGCCUGAGAGUCGCGAUGAGGUCCGCAAAGCCUUGGAGGUGAUGCAACAUGUCACCAAACAAUAUAUUGAAGCAGUUUUUGAGGAGGCGGUCGACGCCUCGCGAAGCGACUCCCAGUCCUUUCAGGAUAUUCUGAUUGAGCUGGAUUCUGAAAUGAAUAACCGACAUGAAACGGAGAUGGCAGCGCUUGAGAAGACGCUGGGGGAGGCCCAGCAGACAGACGCAGUUUUCGGCGAGCCGACUACCAAGCCUCAAGCGGGUUGCCGAGGCCGUGGCGCGCCUACCAUGCCCUCCCGUACCAGCACUGCUGGUAGCUCUGAUAAAGCCUUUGAAGACAUGUUUGGUGGCGCAAACCAACCCAGAACAUCGGCAUGGCAAAGUUCCCAUCGGCCCCCCAAACCAACCGCAAGAGGCAGUUUCAAGUCGUCGCAAGGCCAGAACAAGAACAAGAACAAGAAGUUUUCGUUCCAGUGGGACAGGGGAGGAAGACGUCAGGGCAGUGUCGAUUCGGUGGGGAUUGGAAGCGAGUCCGAAUCCAAGACUGAAGUGCCACUCGAGGCCGAUGAUCUCAAGUCUACCGAUUACGAGGAUCUGGACCCGAUGAUGCGAAGCCUCCUGGAAGCAGGGGAGGAUCUUCAUAAGGAGUUUAAGAAGGACGCCAGCAAAGCUGGUACCGAAGAGUGGCAGGCUGACAUGGAAUACGCCGAACUUCAGGAACAGCUCAACCAAGCUCUGUUGGAAUACAACAAGCAAAGGGGUAUGGUGGUGCAGAAAGACCAGUUGAUCGACGGACUCAGGGAGGAGGUCACCGAGCUCAAGAACAGCAACCUAGAUCUCACCGCGAGCCUGGAAUCCAUGGGUCGGGCCCCCAGCGCAGGCGGCGCUGGCACUCCCAUCCCAAGUCAAUUUGGUCGAUUCCAAUCCGUGACAUCUUUUCCUUUCAACAGCGCUGGGGGCUCUCCUGGCACUAGCAAUGUGGCCUGGCUCAGCAUGUGGCUUCCCAAGGCCGUUCGGCUGCAGAUGGAGACAACCAAGGCAGCCAUUAAACGCUGCGACGCCGAGGAAAAGUCUUGCACUGAGAAGAUGUUGCAACUCGGUGGCGGUAGGCAGACAAGCAAGGAGAGGGAUUGUCUCACAGCCCGACGGAGCUCAUCAGAGAAGCAUCGUCAAGAUUUCACACUGAUCAAGGGCUUUUUGGAAGAGCUAUCAGGCCACUCGAAGAAGAGUGAGAACAAUCUUGCAGAUGAGCUCUCGGGAAUAGGGUCGGCUGAGUCGAUUGAGACUGUGAAAAAGAUGCCAACUCCUGGCCAGACUCCGACUGGUAAUGAAAGCAGUAAGAACUCAUCCUCUGGGUCUGUAUUUUUUGAGUCUCAGGGCCGAGAUGCUUCGACAUCGCCCAAGGAGUCUUCCAACGAGGCCCAUGGCCCCUCGAAAUCACCCAAGAGGCAAGGCAGUACACCAAAGGUACCAUCACCUCUUGCAGAAUCCCACACUCCCCAAGCAAGCGAGACUGCUCCCGAAGCAGGCAACGCUCCUCUUCCAGCAAGUAACACUGCUGCCCGGGAAGUUCCCCUAGAAGGCAACAACGAGCAGGUGAGGGAACCAGCCGACCCUGAGAACGCAACGCAAAGGGCGGUCGAGACCAUCGACUCUGGGGUGCUUGGGAUGUGGUCCUUUUUUGCCCAUGCUGGCCUGGUUGCCAUGACACAUGCAGGAGCCUUUGUUCGCGUCAGCAAGUUCAUCCUCCACAUCUUCACUUACAUCAUGAACCAGAUCAGCAGGGUGGUACGUCUGAUGUGGCCGUUUAGCCGUGCCGCAGAAGAGGAGUCGCCGGCACCAACGCUUCCUAAGCUGCCAUCGCCUGAAUGCUUCAUCGUCGUCAUGUACUACUGCUCGGCCUUUCUGACAUUCCAGGUGUACAUGGCAACCCAGCGGGAGAGGCAGAUCUGGUUCGAGGCCAACGGGCUGACGAGAAAGUACAUGCUGGAGCGCAGCCGGGGUGAGAGUCUGUGGCUCAUCUACGGGGUAGAUGGGAACCUGAUAGUGGGAAGGAAAGAUGUCGAGGACUCUUUCAAGCUGGUUUACUUGCUUGGGGUGAAGAGUGUGCAGCACUUGUAUCGUUUAGCACAGGGCACGCCGCCUUGA